Pelmatolapia mariae (spotted tilapia) is the source of this 1443-nucleotide messenger RNA. Its product is annotated as zinc finger protein OZF-like. The transcript has 5 exons. Gene Ontology annotation, biological process: regulation of transcription by RNA polymerase II. Bases 1 to 1443 code for a protein of 480 amino acids. NCBI's taxonomy places the organism in Eukaryota, Metazoa, Chordata, Actinopteri, Cichliformes, Cichlidae. The record is from RefSeq and is a predicted model, not a curated record. Gene Ontology annotation, molecular function: DNA-binding transcription factor activity; RNA polymerase II cis-regulatory region sequence-specific DNA binding.
AUGACGAUCGGUGACGACAGAAAGAGGAAACCCAACAUGAUAACUGACUAUAACCACAUGAAGUGUGGUGUAGACUUGUUGGACCAAAUGGCGCGAAUGUAUUCCGUAAGAGCAGCAACACGCAGGUGGCCAGUAGUGGUUUUCUACAAUAUUCUGGACCUGGCGAAGAUGAAUGCCUACAUUUUGUACAAGGGAUAUUUUCCACAACAUGACUGUAAGGAUGAGGAGGGGCUCACAAAUCAGCAGGUCUGUAACCAGGAGAAGAACUCCAGUUUAGGCCAGGAGGAUCCUUCACAGAUUAAAGGGGAACAGGAGGAACUCAGUACCAAUGAAGAGGAAAAACCACUUGUGCUAAUGCAGGAGACUGCAAAUUUUCCAUCUCGUGAAAAAAGUGACCACAGUGAAUCAGAACCAAGCUGUGACCAGUGCCUUUCUCACAACUCUCCUGACACAGAUCAGGAUGAAAGCAAGGAUGGUAACUCACACAGAAAUAAGUUGGAGGAAAUUGUAUCAGGCCUGACAGUUCAAAAUUCCAAGGCAGCUAAGUUAUGUAGAACCUGUGGGAAAAGAUUUAUUUGGAAGUCAGACUUGACUAAACACAUGCGAAGUCACACUGGUGAGAAACCACAUUCUUGUAGCACCUGUGGGAAAAGAUUUAAUUUGAAACAAAUUUUGAAUAUGCACAUGCGAAUUCACACAGGUGAGAAGCCACAUUCUUGUAGCACCUGUGGGAUAAGGUUUACUCGGAAGGCUCACUUGAAGAGACACAUGCAAAUUCACACAGGUGAGAAGCCACAUUGCUGUAGCACCUGUGGGAAAAGAUUUCCUGUAAAAUCAAAUUUGAAAGCACACAUGCGAGUUCACACAGGUGAGAAGCCAAAGUCUUGUAGCACCUGUGGGAAAAGAUUUACUCAGAAAGGUCAGUUGAAGAGACACAUGCAAAUUCACACAGGUGAGAAGCCACAUUCUUGUAGCACCUGUGGGAAAAGAUUUACUCAGAAGGGUCCGUUGAAGAGACACAUGCAAAUUCACACAGGUGAGAAGCCACAUUCUUGUAGCACCUGUGGGAAAAGAUUUAGUCUUAAGGGUAACUUGAAUGUGCACAUGCGAAUUCACACAGGUGAGAAGCCACAUUCUUGUAGCACCUGUGGGAAAAGAUUUACUCAGAAGGGUCCGUUGAAGACUCACAUGCAAAGUCACACAGGUGAGAAGCCACAUUCUUGUAGCACCUGUGGGAAAAGAUUUAGUCUGAAGGGUCACUUGAAUAUGCACAUGCGAAUUCACACAGGUGAGAAGCCACAUUCUUGUAGCACCUGUGGGAAAAGAUUUACUCAGAAGGGUCCGUUGAAGAGACACAUGAAAAUUCACACAGCAGGAGUGUGGGAACAGGAGGGCAGCGAGCUCACGUAUCAGGGGAGCGGAGACACAGAGCACGAGCACUGA